ACGGAAAGUUGCAGCCCCUGGUAGCGCCUUGGGGGUCUCCCGGCAGUGUCCAACCGCCGCCACCCCUUUCCGACUACGGCACUUCGGAGAUCUCCUCCUUCGCCGAUACCCUCUCUCACUUCGGCCGGAUCGCCUGUGCCCAGAACGUCCCACCCAUGACGAUGCUCCUGGACGGAGGCCCACAGUUCCCUGGGCUGGGAGUGGGCAGCUUCGGCGCGCCGCGCCACCACGAGAUGCCCAACCGUGAGCCGGCAGGCAUGGGGCUGAAUCCCUUCGGGGACACAACCCACGCCGCCGCCGCAGCCGCCGCCGCUGCCUUCAAGCUAAGCCCUGCCGCGGCGCACGAUCUAUCUUCAGGCCAGAGCUCGGCUUUCACGCCGCAGGGUUCGGGCUACGCCAACGCCCUGGGCCACCAUCACCACCACCACCACCAUCAUCACCACGCCAGCCAGGUGCCCAGCUACGGCGGCGCUGCCUCUGCCGCCUUCAACUCAACGCGCGACUUUCUGUUCCGCCAGCGCAGCUCCGGGCUCAGUGAGGCGGCCUCGGGUGGCGGGCAGCACGGGCUCUUCGCCGGUUCGGCUAGCAGCCUGCAUGCUCCACCUGGCAUCCCCGAGCCCCCUGGCUACUUGCUUUUCCCUGGGCUGCAUGAGCAGGGCGCUGGGCACCCGUCGCCCACAGGGCACGUGGACAACAACCAGGUCCACCUGGGGCUGCGUGGGGAGCUGUUCGGCCGUGCUGACCCAUACCGCCCAGUGGCCAGCCCGCGCACGGACCCCUACACGGCCGGAGCGCAGUUUCCUAACUACAGCCCCAUGAACAUGAACAUGGGCGUGAACGUGGCGGCCCACCACGGGCCCGGCGCCUUCUUCCGUUAUAUGCGGCAGCCCAUCAAACAGGAGCUGUCGUGCAAGUGGAUCGAGGAGGCUCAGCUGAGCCGGCCCAAGAAAAGCUGCGACCGGACCUUCAGCACCAUGCAUGAGCUGGUGACACAUGUCACCAUGGAGCAUGUGGGGGGCCCGGAGCAGAACAACCACGUCUGCUACUGGGAAGACUGCCCCCGGGAGGGCAAGUCUUUCAAGGCGAAGUACAAACUGGUCAACCACAUCCGAGUGCACACGGGCGAGAAGCCCUUCCCAUGCCCCUUCCCGGGCUGCGGGAAGAUCUUUGCCCGUUCUGAAAACCUCAAGAUCCACAAGAGAACCCACACAGGUGAGAAACCUUUCAAAUGUGAAUUUGAAGGCUGUGACAGACGCUUUGCCAACAGCAGCGACCGUAAGAAGCACAUGCAUGUGCAUACCUCGGACAAGCCCUAUAUCUGCAAAGUGUGCGACAAGUCCUACACGCACCCGAGCUCCCUGCGCAAACACAUGAAGGUUCAUGAAUCUCAAGGGUCAGAUUCCUCCCCUGCUGCCAGUUCAGGCUAUGAAUCUUCCACUCCACCCGCUAUAGCUUCUGCAAACAGUAAAGAUACCACUAAAACCCCUUCUGCAGUUCAAACUAGCACCAGCCACAACCCUGGACUUCCUCCUAAUUUUAACGAAUGGUACGUCUGAGGACAAACACAAACCCUGUUAACUAUAGAAUGGACCAAAUGCAUUUUUAAAAGAAAACUGAGACCAAUCAGAUGGAAAUGGAGUUUUAAGGCAAGAGGCCAUAUAUAGGGCUACAUCUUGUUAAUUGCAAUUGUCCAGGAAGGUUUUGGGCAAGAUCCAAAAGUAGCCAUGCCCUUUUCUCAGGAUUAGAAAAUAUGUUUUGGCAUUUGAAGCAUUUUUUACAAAAUCUUUACACUGCUUUUUCUUCCCCUUCCUCUUGCUGUCUGCACACCCCAUUCUUAAACUCCUGCAAGUCAUUUUAACACUUGUCCUGUUUCUCGAGAGGAAGUUAUAGAAGGCUUGUUGGUGGUGGUGAUGUUAAACUGAUGGAAAUUCUUUUUCGCCUUAGUGGUGAUUGUUUAAACUCUCACAGUCUUAAACCGUGCCAAAGUCCUGUUAUGUCUUGAACUUUUCCUCAAAGCAUUACACUUGUGAAUGUAUUUUUGUCUAAUAGGGUCGAAACUGUUGUUCAGUAUUUUUUUCAGGCUGAGGAUGUGAUGUUACUCUACACAGAUUGUGACGUUUAGUAUACAGUUGCCUUUUGUAAUAACUUUUUUUUUGUAAAUACAUAUCCAUUGAUGCCAUAUUUAUCGUUUGUAAUUUAAUUAUUGCUACAAGUGCCGGGAACUGAACAAUAUUUAUGGAUAAAUGUUUUCUAACAAGUUCUGUACAGCUUUUGAUUAUAACUGCUUUAGCAUUAAAAUUUUAUUGUUUUGAAAGAAGAACACAAUUUACAAUUUUGGAA
Molecule: messenger RNA, 2340 nt
Organism: Piliocolobus tephrosceles (Ugandan red Colobus)
Lineage: Eukaryota; Metazoa; Chordata; Mammalia; Primates; Cercopithecidae
Gene: ZIC3
Product: Zic family zinc finger 3
Exons: 3
Coding region: 156-1556 (466 amino acids)
Biological process (GO): regulation of transcription by RNA polymerase II
Cellular component (GO): nucleus
Molecular function (GO): RNA polymerase II cis-regulatory region sequence-specific DNA binding; DNA-binding transcription factor activity, RNA polymerase II-specific
Source: RefSeq, a predicted model, not a curated record